Yamadazyma tenuis ATCC 10573 is the source of this 1383-nucleotide messenger RNA. NCBI's taxonomy places the organism in Eukaryota, Fungi, Ascomycota, Pichiomycetes, Serinales, Debaryomycetaceae. The record is from RefSeq and is a predicted model, not a curated record.
AUGUUAGAAAGAAGAAUCUGCCGCAAGUUUGAUAUUCAUAUCUUGCCUGUAAUUGCAGUUAUGUACUUAUUUAAUUCUUUGGAUAAAGGCAACAUUUCGAAUGCUAAAACCAAUGGUAUGGAUAUUGAUAUUGGAAUGCUGGGCAAUGAAUGGAAUAAUAUGUUGUCUAUUUUCUAUGUACCCUUCGUGAUGGCUUCAUUUCCAUUAAUUUAUUUGAUGAAAAAGUACACUGUUGCUAAUGUUAUCCCCUUCAUGAUGUUCGGUUUUGGGUUGGUUACUUUAUUGGAGGCUACCGUUUUCAACUACGGCACUUUCCUUACUUGUAGAUGGUUUUUGGGGAUGUUUGAGUCAGCUUUCUUUCCUGGAAUUAUCUAUUACUUAACAACAUUUUACAGACGUGAUGAAAUGGGAAGGAGAUUGUCUAUAUUUUACGCUGCUAUGAGUUUUUCAAAUGCAUUCUCGGGAUUAUUGGCUUAUGGGGUAUUCCAAAUCAAGACUGGGUCUUUGAAAGGUUGGCAAUAUCUUUUCCUUAUCGAAGGAGCGUUGACUGUGAUUAUGUCGGUUAUCUCAUUCUUUUAUUUACCAAGGUCAGUUGAGAAGUGUAGUUUCUUAACGGAGGAAGAGAGAAAAUGUGCAAUUUGGAGAAUUGAAACUGAUUCAUCUUCCUCCAGUCAAACAGAAACUUCUAUCAAAGAAGCUGUCGAGAUAUUCAAACACCCUUUCACUUACUUUUGGUUAUUGCUUGAAGUUUGUAUUGGUGUUCCCCUUUAUUCUAUUACCAACUGGUUUCCCGAAAUUAUUCAAAGAAUGGGAGAAGGAACUGUUAUGACUAAUUUGUACACAGUGGCACCAAAUGCAUGGGGAGCUAUUUCUUUGCUUAUUUUAGGAUUCUGCUCAGACUUCGCUAAGGUUAGGUCUGCUUUUAUUAUGCUUAGUAUUUUGGUUACUUUAGUGGGAUUCGUAACAUUCUACACACUUGAUCCUGCAACACAAAAGGGUGCUGCUUACUUUUGUUGCUUCUUGAUGACUUCUGGUAGCUCUGCGUCUUCAGUGUUGACUUCCAUUUGGUAUAAUAAUAAUAUCCCAAAUCAGAACCACAGAGCGUUAAUGACAGUUACUGGUUCUGCCUUCGGAAAUGCAGCUGGUUUGAUUUCAACCAACAUAUUUUUUCCUAGAGAAGCUCCUAAGUACGAAUCAGCUAUGAUUAUCACUGCUUGCUUCGGUGCAGUUGGGAUCUGCACAGUAGGAGUGAUUCUUGUGUCAAUGAUCAUUAUGAAUAGGAAGAGAAAUAAAGAAAGUGGAGAGAAGUUGACUUACAGAGACAUCCCUACGUACGAGUUGAAGGAGAGUUUUUUCAGUAAGACGUUUAGAUGGAUGUAUUAA